Microdochium trichocladiopsis is the source of this 2383-nucleotide messenger RNA. RefSeq lists its product as uncharacterized. NCBI's taxonomy places the organism in Eukaryota, Fungi, Ascomycota, Sordariomycetes, Xylariales, Microdochiaceae. The transcript is spliced from 2 exons. The coding region runs from base 117 to 2156 and encodes 679 amino acids. Gene Ontology annotation, molecular function: protein binding. The record is from RefSeq and is a predicted model, not a curated record.
GCACGUCAGCCCUACACGCACACAGCCUGUGUGGCAAUGGGCCUGGGUUUUUAGACUUUACCACCAGCCAGGUUGCACACCACCGCCAAAGAACAGUCUCGCCUUCCCAUGUGACGAUGGGACAUGCUCGCCACUCAACUCCACAGACCCAGCCCUUGAUCACCAGCUAUGCCUUUGUUCCCCGCCAUGAGCCGCCAACGUCUCCCGCCCCAGGUGGCGACCUCAGCCCGUCGGCUCAAUUGAACACCAGCAACAGCGCGCAGCUUUCUCCGACCGAAGAGCAACUUGUGGCCGCCGUCCAGACUCGCGACUUGCAUGCGGCACGAGAGAUCUUGCGCCCGGGCGUCGAUGCCGACUUCCUGUGCAACGGCGUCCCUCCACUGGCCAUGGCCGCACGCAACAAGGACAAGCAGAUGAUGCGCCUGCUUCUUGAUAGCGGCGCGGACGAGCAGUACGCACUCAUCGCGCUAUGUGGCGGUGAAAUGCCCGCCGAUGAUGUCCUGCCAGCCUUCCAGCAGUGCAUCGACCAUUUCCGUCGCCGCGCAAGACGGUCCAAGAGGGCCCAUAUCCGCGCAUGCCUGCGAACAUGCAAGCUAAUGUUCUUUGGCGAGCACAAGCGCAUGCACGGCCUCGUCACGGCCAGCCGCCACGCCGCGAUCCCGAGCAUCCUGCGCAGAGUGGCAGCCCGCAGCCGAGGCCCGAUCGGGCAGAUCAGCAGGCUGUGGGAGUGCAUCCCCGGCUCGGCCGAAUCCAGGCACGCGUGGAGCGCAAACUUCAUCCGCGACCAGCAGGCUGCAUGGGAGAAAUGCGUCGGGGUGUUUGACGAUCUCAUGAAGGGCCACCUGCCUCGGGCUCUCGAUGCCGUCCUGCUCUUCCUGGUCUUUGUGUGGUCCAUGUCCGCCCAGGUCGGGGGGAGGGAUGCGGAACAGUUCCGGCACGAGUUCGCCCAGGACCUUUCUCGCUGGCGCGCUCUCUUCUACCAUGACCCGAAGCAGCUCCGUUCGUUCGAACAAGCCACGAGGGAGCUGUUCAGGAUCGACGUCGCAUCCAUGCCCGCGACUCCCACCGACGAGCUCGCUCGUGCCCUGGCCACUUUCCGAGCCCAGGCGCACCAACUGCUCCGCAUCGCGAGAGAGGAUCUAGGUGGUCAACUCCCACGCGAUGAUGUGGCAGUUUUCACUGCACACGCGAAUUGCACCGUCAAGGAGGAGUCCAGUCCGGAUAACAGUGGGAGCGGGGAUGCGUUGGGUCCGGACGUUGUCAUGAGUGGGAUGGAAGAGAGCCCAACUCAUGACACCUGCAUUGGGCCAGGGGCAGAGCAUGAUCCGGGACCAGCUCUGUUGGGAACCGACCCUCUCGAUAACACCUUGGUGUUGAUACUGGCCGGAGUGGCCUUUGCUGCCAUUCUCGGCUUCCUGCUUGGAAUCCGUGGGCUUUUACACGGGUCUCUCAAACCGCUUGGAGGCCCGCUGGCCUCUACGCUCCUUAUCUGGCACGUCAAUGCUGAUCCGCAGAGUGCUCGGUCGAAAUGGCUUUACGAAGUCGUCACGAGAACCACCGAGCUGUUGAGACAGUACCUGCAGCCCCCGGAUCCGCAAUGCCAGUGCCGGGAGGGCACGCAAGUCGAUGACGGCCAACGGGAGCUUUCGCCUGCCCGUAUGCCAAUGGCGUAUCCGUCUCCUCUGAUGGACAACCACAACAUGACACCGUCGCCUGGCGAUGACGAGCUUUCUGAGGUGCCUGAGGCCAUGACAUGGUCGGGAGGCAGUCUCGGGCAUCAUCAUCAUCAAAGCCGAGUCCUGCCAGACACGCCUGGAGUCUCGGCCAUGGCAACAACCUCCACUGCGAGCACUGCAAGCUCGGGCAGCAGUCCCCCUGGUCAGCCGCCCCACCUCGUGCAGUGGUCCCCUGCCGUGCACCACCACCGUACGAGCGGGCCACCACGCCGCGGGAGGCAGCAGCAGCGAACGAACCUGAAGUGCGAGACCUGCGGCAAGUGGUACUCGACGACGUCGAACCUGGGCAAGCACGUGCGGGAGGUCCACGCGCGCGUCCGGUACACCUGCUCGCGGCAGGGCUGUAGGAGGAGCUAUGCUCGGAAUGACACGCUCACACGCCAUUUGCAGCGGCAUCAUGGUGGAGGUCGGCUGGAGUAGGAGUUUCAGUGGGCCACGGUACCAUCAUUCUGGAAUUCGAAGAAGGUUUGGGGAGACGAACGACAGCGUUGCGCCAAGAACGGUCGGGCCCAUGUCGUGCAUGGCUUGGCGGGCUUGACUCUCGGUUGGAUCCGAGCGAGGUAGUGGUGAGAGGAGGAGGAGACAGGCAGAAUGAGGUGUAUCUGAGCUUGAUUUCCAAGAAUUUGCUCUUGCAUGGUUUUCUGACA